Messenger RNA from Fusarium vanettenii 77-13-4, 723 nucleotides. Its product is annotated as 40S ribosomal protein S23. NCBI's taxonomy places the organism in Eukaryota, Fungi, Ascomycota, Sordariomycetes, Hypocreales, Nectriaceae. Gene Ontology annotation, biological process: translation. The transcript is spliced from 3 exons. Gene Ontology annotation, molecular function: structural constituent of ribosome. The record is from RefSeq and is a predicted model, not a curated record. Bases 42 to 479 code for a protein of 145 amino acids. Gene Ontology annotation, cellular component: ribosome; cytosolic small ribosomal subunit.
AUCACCAACCGUCGUCGCGAUACACAGACAAGUCCGCAAAAAUGGCUGGAGGCAAACCCCGUGGUCUUAACGCUGCGCGCAAGCUGCGAACGAACCGAAAGGACCAGAAAUGGGCCGAUCUCGCCUACAAGAAGCGUGCCCUCGGCACUGCCUUUAAGUCCUCGCCCUUCGGUGGCUCUUCCCACGCCAAGGGCAUCGUCCUCGAGAAGGUCGGUGUCGAGGCCAAGCAGCCUAACUCUGCCAUCCGAAAGUGUGUCCGUGUCCAGCUCAUCAAGAACGGAAAGAAGGUCACUGCCUUCGUCCCCAAUGACGGUUGCUUGAACUUCGUGGACGAGAACGACGAGGUCCUCCUGGCCGGUUUCGGUCGCAAGGGCAAGGCCAAGGGUGAUAUUCCCGGUGUGCGAUUCAAGGUCGUCAAGGUCUCUGGUGUUGGUCUGCUCGCUCUGUGGAAGGAGAAGAAGGAGAAGCCCCGUUCUUAAGCGCGAUGCCCGGGGAAGGAAACAAAGUCACAUUUCGGCAGAGGAGUCCAUUCGGCUUGCUUGCAUCGGCAUUACUGGUUAGGGUUCUGGUCCUGGGAGACGCGGUCUGAAAAGGAAAAUAGAUCAAAAAGUCUUCGACGAACGAAACUACGUGUGCACGUCGCGUGAGGGAGAACCCGGGAUGCAUUCCCACCGAUUCAUGUAUGAUGACAUUAUGGUACAAUUGGAUAUUAUACAUGGCCUC